UCGAGUGCACAUUUCUGAAGCAACUUUAGAUCAACUAGAUAAUAACUAUGUAGUUGAACCAGCCUUUGGCUACCAAAGAGACAUUUUGUUAAAGAAGAUGAAAGUUGAAACAUUUUUCAUUGUUGGACAUAAGAAAAAGGUGACUGGGAAUGGAUACUUUAAUGGAAGACGAUCAUCUUUUGCAUCAGCUCCAGUGAUAGCCCGUGCUCAAAUGCGUAAUAGGAAAAUGUCAAGUGGGAGUGAUAUUCUGUCUUUGCGAAGAAGGACAGUUCUUGAUUACAGCAUUAGUGACUACCAGAAAAUGGUUGAGAGUGUUAACAAGGACGUGGAUAAUAACAUCAACAGUAUGGCGUUAAGUAACAAAGAUCAGUGGUGUAACUCAAAAGAAAUUGAACCUUUCCUGCUUUUCUUCCGUAACAAGAACCUGGAGAAGCCCUACUUGAAGCAGAUCUUUGUAUAUAUGGAGUUGUUUUAGUCUGACUUUUGUAGUAAUUGGAAUUUCCUGUUUAUCUACUUGGGCAGGCUAUCUCCAGGCCAAA
Messenger RNA from Limulus polyphemus (Atlantic horseshoe crab), 539 nucleotides. Its product is annotated as adenylate cyclase type 6-like. The transcript has 6 exons. Gene Ontology annotation, cellular component: plasma membrane. The record is from RefSeq and is a predicted model, not a curated record. The annotation marks the transcript as partial. Gene Ontology annotation, biological process: cAMP biosynthetic process; adenylate cyclase-activating G protein-coupled receptor signaling pathway. Gene Ontology annotation, molecular function: adenylate cyclase activity. Lineage: Eukaryota; Metazoa; Arthropoda; Merostomata; Xiphosura; Limulidae.